GAGAAACCUAGUUACAAAGCAUACCUUUCUCGGCCUUUUGGCUAAGAUCAAGUGUAGUAUCUGUUCUUAUCAGUUUAAUAUCUGAUACGUGGGUCAUCGACCCACAUGAUAUUAAAUAAAUUUUUUAAAGGGGAAGGCCUAACGCAGUAGCUUGCUACUGGGGCCUUCGCGCGUCGCCUAAACGUUGCACUACAGUUUGGGCUGGCACACCCCUCCAAUGUCAGUCCAAUUAUUAUCUUCUCUCUUGGUUUUUUAGUCAAUGGGUUCCAUUGGAUUGGGUUAAAUUGAUUCUCGGCUUGAUUAUUGUCUUAGUUCCUCGCUCGACUCGGGGAGGGCUGUGGAGUUAAAUCAAUUUGUGCUAGGUCUAGUUUGUUUCCAAAGCCCCACACUACCAUGAAUUGGCAUGGUAUCAUGAGGAGCUACAUCUCUCGGAAUUUACCCGCAGAAGCUCUUGCCACCUAUUCUCGGAUUCGCCAUGACGGACUUUACAUUUUUGGUUUGGUUCCUUUGGUUUUCAAGGCUUGUGCUUCUCUUUCUGUUGUUAAUACCGGGAGAGCUUUACACGCUGAAUCUGUUAAAUUUGGGGCUGAUUUUGAUGUGGUGGCUGCGACCUCCAUGCUUGACAUGUAUGCCAAAUGUGGUGACAUAGUAGCCUCACGACAAGUGUUUGAUAGUAUGCCUAAGAGAAAUGUGGUAUCUUGGAAUGCCAUGAUUGGUGGGUAUGUUUGUAAUGGGGAUAUGAAAUCCGCUUCAAUUUUGUUUGAGCAAAUGCCAGAAAGAACUGUCGUCACUUGGAAUGAGAUGGUCUAUGGGCUUGCAAUCAAUGGUGAUAUUGUCAACGCUAGAUGUAUGUUUGAUUGUGUUCCUACUGAUUUGAAGAAUGUGGUGACUUGGACAGUGAUGAUUGAUGGGCAUGCGACCAAAGGAGAAAUGGAGGCUGCCAGGGAACUUUUUGAAAAGAUGCCAGAAAAGAAUUUCUUUGUCUGGUCUUCGAUGAUUUCUGGGUAUUGCAAAAGAGGUGAAGUUGAGCAAGCCAGGGUUAUUUUUGAUCGGAUUCCAACGAGAAACUUGGUGAUUUGGAAUUCUCUUAUUUGUGGGUAUACGCAAAAUGGAUUUUGUGAGGCAGCUCUGGAAGCAUUUGGUCGAAUGCAAGCCGAGGGGUUUGAGCCAGAUGAGGUUACUGUUGCAAGUUUAUUAUCUGCCUGUGCUCAUUUAGGAGAUUUGGACAAUGGUACAAAAAUUCACCAGAUGAUACAUUAUAAGAGGCUUAAGCUCAACGAGUUUGUUCUAACUGCAUUGAUUGACAUGUAUGCUAAGUGUGGGGAUUUAACCUCUGCAAGGUCACUCUUUGAAGGGAUGAAGGACAGAAACACAGCCAGCUGGAAUUCUAUGAUCACAGGAAGUGCCAGCCAUGGAGAAAGCGAAGAGGCUCUUGAAUUUUUCAGAAGAAUGGAAGAUUCAAAUGUGAAGCCUGAUGAGCUCACAUUUCUUUCUGUUCUCUCAGCCUGUGUACAUGGCGGUUUGGUAGAUGAAGGGCUAAAGAUAUUCCACAAGAUGAAGUCAUAUGCAAUAGUGGCUGGCAUCAAGCAUUAUGGUUGCUCGGUCGAUCUUUUGGGACGUGCAGGAAGAUUAGAAGAGGCUUAUGCUUUAAUCAAAACAAUGCCAAUUGAACCGAAUCAUGCAGUUUGGGGGACUCUAUUGGGAGCUUGCCAAAUUCACUUGGGUACAGAAAUGGUAAGAAGAGUUAUGAAAGAAGUUGGUGCGGAUGGAAGUAGGAGUUCAGGCAGCUGUGAAUCACAUCAUGUGCUUCUUUCAAAUAUAUAUGCUGCUUCUGCCAGAUGGGAAAAGGCUGAAAGGAUGAGGAUGACCAUGUCAAACAAAGGGGUUCGAAAGAUCCCUGGCUCAAGUUCGCUUAUUAGCCCCACUUUCUGAACCACAACGUACCAUGGCUCCAUUGGAGAUUCAUGUGUUAGAAUUUAAAUCUCCUUGGAGAUUCGAAUAGCGCUCUAAAAAUUUAUCUAUAAAAUUGAAUCAAACGAUGGAUUGAUCAAU
This is a messenger RNA of Tripterygium wilfordii, 2052 nucleotides long. RefSeq names its product pentatricopeptide repeat-containing protein At3g21470. Gene Ontology annotation, molecular function: RNA binding; protein binding. Bases 394 to 1932 code for a protein of 512 amino acids. Lineage: Eukaryota; Viridiplantae; Streptophyta; Magnoliopsida; Celastrales; Celastraceae. The record is from RefSeq and is a predicted model, not a curated record. The transcript has a single exon. Gene Ontology annotation, biological process: RNA modification.